This is a messenger RNA of Tigriopus californicus, 2297 nucleotides long. It is a transcript of the gene Gyg, whose product is annotated as glycogenin-1-like. The record is from RefSeq and is a predicted model, not a curated record. Gene Ontology annotation, molecular function: glycosyltransferase activity. Gene Ontology annotation, cellular component: cytoplasm. Bases 176 to 2224 code for a protein of 682 amino acids. The transcript is spliced from 9 exons. Lineage: Eukaryota; Metazoa; Arthropoda; Copepoda; Harpacticoida; Harpacticidae.
AAGCGUGUUUGGCUGGCACACUGCAAUAUUUGGAUCUCGUGGCGUGGAGAGAGAGCGGGAAAAGUUCAGAUUCUUGGCAAGUUUGUCCAGUCUCUUUCGUUACACGGUGAUAAUCAGGUCGAGUUUGUCUGGCGGAAAGUUCUGGAGGAAUUUGCAGAGUUAAGAAGUGUUCCACAUGGCGUCGUUGAUUAUAUCUGAAGCCGCGGCCCAAGCUUGGGUGACUUUAGCUACCAAUGACUCGUACUGCUUGGGGGCUUUGGUCUUGGGAAACUCUUUGACCCGCUCAGGAACCACCAGAAAAAAGGUGUGCAUGAUCUCCAAAGGUGUUUCCGAAGCCAUGAGAGGGCAACUUCAAAACACUUUCGACGAAGUGGUCGAUGUUGAGGAGUUUGAUUCCAAGGAUCUUGCCAACUUAAGUUUGUUGGAGAGACCAGAAUUGGGAAUUACAUUCACUAAGCUCCAUUGCUGGAAUUUGGUUCAGUAUGAGAAAUGCGUGUUUCUGGAUGCUGAUACCAUGGUUAUUCGGAAUUGUGACGAGCUUUUUAAUCGGGAAGAGUUGUCAGCUGCUCCUGAUGCUGGAUGGCCCGAUUGUUUCAACUCGGGUGUGUUCGUCCUCAAACCAUCGCACGAUACUUACAAAGCUUUAAUCCAACACGCCAAUUCAGAAGGCUCCUUCGACGGUGGAGACCAGGGGUUGCUUAACACUUUCUUCAGUGAUUGGGCCACCAAGGACAUUGGACGACACCUCUCGUUCCUUUAUAACAUGUGUGCCACUGCCACUUAUACCUAUCUUCCAGCCUACAAAAAGUAUGGUAACCAAGUGAAAAUCAUCCACUUCAUUGGUGUUUCCAAACCUUGGCAUGUCCAAUUCGAUCCCUCUGGUCAACCUCAACCACGCCUUGGUGAGGAACACACCCUGAAUCAUUUGAAAAAUUGGUGGCACAUCUUUCAUUCGGAUGUCAAGCCUAAACUGGGCGAGAAAUUGUGUUACAGUUGUCUUGGGUAUUGUCCCUCGGGCGAUUGGUGUGCAGAGAUCAAGGAGAAAUCUUUGCCGCCUCUGCGACCUGAACCCCCCAUGGCCAUGGUCCAAACCCCUGGAGGCGGGGCUGCAUUCAUGCCCACACAACAGCAAUCUGGAGAUAAUCGUGUACAUUGGGAAGAGGGUCGACCCGAUUAUCUCGGACAUGCCUCCUUCGACAACAUCUUGAAAAAGAUCGAAUCCACGAUGUCUAGUCCUGAUAUUUCCCCAAGCCCGUCAGUAUCCGAUCUUCGCUAUUGCUCUCUUCCUUCCAACUUGGACGAGAUUCCUCCGAUCUCAACUAAUCUUGAACCCAAGGAGGAUAAAUUCGAAACUGAUCAUUCCCAACCAAAUCCCAACACGUUCCAGUUUGAACCAAGUUUAUACAUCAGGACUAACAGCGACACGAACCUUCAUUACAAGGAAGACUAUCAUCUUCCACCGUAUGUGGACAAUAAAACGGCUUGGGAGAGGGGGAAUCCAGAUUUCAUGGGGCGUAAUGCCUUUGAUCGGAUCAAAACCAAGCUAAACGAGGCUGUGGGAGAACUACCCAAUCAUCCCGAGGUUGAAAAUCACGUUGAAAGACAAUUCUCAAAUAACGAGCCUUCGCCCAAUAUCAAACAUCAACCCCAACCUCAAACAGAACCCCAAUCAGAACUUCAACCCCAAUCAGAACCUCAACCCCAAUCAGAACCUCAACCCCAAUCAGAACCUCAACCCCAAUCAGAACCUCAACCCCAAUCAGAACCUCAAACAGAACGAGAGAGUACUCCGAAAGAGUAUACUGGGUUUGACUUCGUCUUGCACAAGAUAGAAGCCUCUUUGGGGGAGAAAAUUCAGCAUAAAGCACCCUCGCCAUUUAGACCUGUGUUACCAACCAGGAUUUCGAAACGCCAUUUGAAGUCCUUGGAACAACUCGUUGAAAAUAGCUUGCCGACUUCAUCACCUCCAAAUGAGUUUAUCAACAAGACCAAUGGUGUUCAGGAACCGAAGAAUCUAUCCGAGGAUCCCAUGGUGCCGGCUACUAGAAGAGAAAUAAAUUGCGGUAUUUGUCCCACGUGUGGUCAAACCAUGCCCAAUGAGAAAACAGCAUCCAAUCAACAACCAGAAGCGGACUUAAUUAUAACUUUACCAACUCCGUCGCCCAAGCUAAAAUCGAAACGAAAAUCUCCCAAGAAAUCUCGAAUUUUAACCGUUGUACAUUAGACAUGAAUAUCAUGAUUAGUGAUCAUUUUAUAUGGCAAUUUCUUGCAGAAUACACACUAUGUAAAUUACGGCA